This is a messenger RNA of Trichogramma pretiosum, 1132 nucleotides long. RefSeq names its product NTF2-related export protein (gene Nxt1). Lineage: Eukaryota; Metazoa; Arthropoda; Insecta; Hymenoptera; Trichogrammatidae. The transcript is spliced from 4 exons. Gene Ontology annotation, cellular component: nuclear pore central transport channel. The record is from RefSeq and is a predicted model, not a curated record. Gene Ontology annotation, biological process: protein import into nucleus. The coding region runs from base 661 to 1071 and encodes 136 amino acids.
UAUACUCGUUUGCGCCAGUACAUGGGCUCUUAUAUUGUACUCUGGCUCUUCUCGCUGCUGCUUGUUUUCAUUAUAUUCCGUUCGGCGCUCCGUCUCACUCUCUCGCAGUCUGCACUCUGCACUUUUGGUCUACUGCGCUCGCGUCGUCCGCAUCUAGUCUCCACCACUCUCCUCUAUCUUUCUCUCUUUUUCUCUUGCUCGGUAGCAUAUACUCCUCAGUGUAGCAGUGGGUUGUGUGCUAUAUCGCAUCAUCAAACCAACAGUCCGUUCAGUUCAGCGGCCGUAAAAGUUUGCUUCGGCGCAUUGCAUCGUCGGCAGUCGCGUCGUUACUCCGGUCAAGCCAAGAUCCUUAGGCAUCCACUGUUAUGCUUUAAUUCAACUUUCAACUAUACUUCACCUCUCUACGGAGUAAAGUAAAUAGAGGUCCAGUCAAAGCGCCACGCGUAUUCUCGUCACAUCGCUGCAGUAAUAUACAUCAGAUCAGAGUCCAGCCUCCAGAGACCUAAGCCGAAUGAAUACAUCUAACGUUUAGAAAAACUGCCAUGUAACCUAUGGAAUUAUUUUGAGUUCGUUUAUUAGUCUUUUUGUCAUUGCUUUGUCACCCGUUUGCGAAAGGAUAGUGAUAGUUGGUUGAAGAUAAAAAAAGAUUACUCAUUUACAAUGGACGAGGACCUCAGAGCCAAAAGUGAUCAAGCCUGUCGUACAGCAGAAGAAUUCACUAAACUAUACUAUGAAAGUUUAGAUAAAAGAAGAUAUUUAAUGUCAAGACUUUAUAUGGAUACAGCUAUUUUGGUAUGGAAUGGCAAUGGUGUUGAGGGUAAAGAUAAAAUACAACAUUUUUGGACAGAACUUCCUGCUUCUGAUCACACAGUGAUAACUUUAGAUGCUCAGCCAGUCACAGUUCCUGCUGUGGCUAACCAAUUGACGUUUUUGGUUAAAAUUAGUGGCCAAGUUCGUUAUCAUGAAAAAUCAGCUAAAACUUUCAAUCAAAAUUUCUUAAUAACAGCUUUAGGAGAUAAAUGGAAAAUAGUUAGUGAUUGUUUCAGAACUCAAGAAGCUCUAGAAAGUUAGCUUUACAAUCAUGUGUAUCCUGUAUAUAAAAUUAAGUUAAAUUAAAUUAUUUUAAAUUUUA